Molecule: messenger RNA, 255 nt
Organism: Parnassius apollo (apollo)
Lineage: Eukaryota; Metazoa; Arthropoda; Insecta; Lepidoptera; Papilionidae
Source: the annotation of a GenBank genome assembly
AUGCAUCGUCUUUUUGCUGUGCUGGAGCCAUCUUUAACCGUCACAGAGCAAAACCUGGCAGACCAAGUUCAGUAUAUCUUGCGCUCAAAUAUAUUUGAUGUCGCCGAACUCGAACGACUACGACGUGAGGCUGUUCCCUCAUCGGAUGAAAAUGCUACGGCUGAGGAUGCGGCGCCACGAAUUGCAGAGCAACCCGCAAACGUGGAUGCCGCCGUGAAUCCGAUGAUGGAACAGUCACCCAGGAACUGGAAUUAG